AUGGCUGCAUUUGAUCUCCCUGAGAAAUAUGAUGACCUCCCCGACAAACGUCGAUUCUGGCCUGCAGCACCCGGAUCGUCAGAAGAGGGCCUAGGCAUGCUGCGCCUCUUGACGCCAGAGAUCGUGGCCAACGCAGCACGGACACAGAUCCAAACCGGAGAGCGGGUAUGUCUGAACUGGGACAUCCAGAAUCUGAACCCCCCAGGUACGAAUUCAUGUUCACGGGGGUUGGCAGGAUUCGGGCGGAAACCGUUUGAACACCUAGUGAAAUGGGUCGCUGAGGGCGUUGCCUUUGACGAUGAGUACCAUUUCAACCCACAACAGUCAUCGCAAUGGGACGGACUCCGUCACCAUAACGGACCUGCUCCUACCGCUGAAGAUCCCAACCGCCGGCUAUUCUAUGGCGGUACCACAGCGGAGGAAAUCCUGGACCCGGAAAGCUCCCGUAUUGGAAUCGGACACUGGGCGAAGAAGGGCAUCGCGGGGCGGGGCGUCCUUAUAGAUUACCUUUCCUGGGCCGAGAAGCGUGGGGUCGCAGUCAACGCGUUGACUCAACACGAGGUAUCCCUGGAUGUGGUGCUGGAGAUUGCCCGCGAAAGUCAGAUUGAGUUCCAGCGCGGAGAUAUCUUCUUCCUCCGGGUUGGCCUGCCGCAGACAUGGCAGUCCAUGAAUGAAGAGCAAAGAAAAGUCUAUAGUCAACAGGCAGCACCCAAACAUGCUGGUAUCGAACAAAGCGAGCGGGUACUGCGAUUCUUCUGGGACAACCAUUUUGCGGCUGUGGCAUCCGAUGCGGUCAGCUUUGAGGUGUUUCCACCGCUGCAGCCGGAGUUUGAUCUGCAUCAUUAUAUGCUUGCUGGUUGGGGAGUGCCCAUCGGCGAGAUGUUUGAUUUGGAUGCGCUGGCCGAGAUAUGCCAGAAGCUGGGGCGUUGGACGUUCUUUGUAUCGAGCAGCCCGUUGAAUUUACUCCGUAACCCGAACAAUUACUCCGGACUCGCGGUUCAUCCAACAACUUCGCGCCUGCAGAUUGAGCUUAAGGAGAUGACUUCAAUCAUCCCUCAUAUUGAGGGCAUCCGCGCGUUGCUCUCCUUGAUCGUAUCGUGGCGGACUCUUGCCCUGCUGCUCGCGAUCAUCAAUCUCAAAAAUCUCCCGUUGGCCUGGCACGUCCGAAUCCUACGACAUUUCGUCACCAACAUCCGCUCGCACCCCAAGGCCCCCUUCUUCCCCAAAGGCAAAGCCAUCGCCAGCCACACCGGCAACCCGACACACCCUGUCUUCGUUCCCUACGGGAUCACGUCGCGCGCUCCUCUGCUAGAAACAGACUACAACCUCCACAAGUCCAACAGCACCUACUUCAGCGACUUGGACAUCUCGCGUACGGCCCUCGUCACCCGUCUCUACAGUCCCGGCGCGGGGAUGAUCGGCAAAGAGCUCGAUGCGGAGUUCGCCGAAACCGCCCGCAGGGAGGGCAAAGCCCCGCCGCCGCGGAAGUCUAUCUACGUUGCGCUCGGGUCCGUGUUCUGCACGUUUAAGCGGGAGAUCAAGCCGUUUGCGCUGUACGAGAUCGAGUCCAAGGUUCUCGCGUGGGACCAGAAAUGGAUGUACAUUCAGAGUUUCUUUUUGAAGCCUGCGGACCAAAAGGGCGGGAAGCGUAAGCUCUACGCAACCGCCGUGAGCAAGUACGUGGUGAAGAAAGGUCGAUUGACGAUUCCCCCGGAAAAGGUGUUGAGGAAGAGUGGGUUCUUGCCACCCCGGCCGGAGGGGGUAGAGCCUGCUCCUGCUUCUACUUCUUCGCCCAUGGUGGAUUCCUCUACGGAAGCUUCUGGAACAGGGACCCCGGCCGGAAUCACGGCGGCGGCGGCGGCGGCGGCGGCUGGCGUGGAUGGGUCGCUUGUGCGGGAGGUGCUGAAGCUCCAGGAUGGGGAUAUUCCCGAGUCGACGACGCUGGAAGCGGAGAAGAACGCGAACGCCGGGUUGUGGGACGAGAGGGAGUGGACGUGGGAGCGGAUCGAGGAGGAGCGUCUGCGCGGGAUGCGGGUACUUGAUGGAUUCUACAAUUUAGAUGUCCGACUAAUUGAGGAGUGGGAGGCAUAAUUUGGAUAUAUAUAUAGAUAUAUAUAGACCCCUACUACUUGUAUAUAUAUAUAUAUAUAUAUAUAUGUAUGCAGGGGCAAGCUUUGAAUCAGACUGUACAAAGGUCUUUUCUUCCCAACAACCGGAAAUGGCUAGGGUAUUGGCUAUGUAUGUACUCGGGACCUCGGUUGCAGAUCUCGUGCUCUUGAAAUCCAACUCCUUAAAAAAGU
This is a messenger RNA of Aspergillus ochraceoroseus IBT 24754, 2300 nucleotides long. RefSeq lists its product as uncharacterized. The transcript has 5 exons. Gene Ontology annotation, molecular function: arylformamidase activity. NCBI's taxonomy places the organism in Eukaryota, Fungi, Ascomycota, Eurotiomycetes, Eurotiales, Aspergillaceae. The record is from RefSeq and is a predicted model, not a curated record. The coding region runs from base 1 to 2091 and encodes 696 amino acids.